AUCUAUGCCAGUCGAAUAUAAUUGGGUGGGGGACUAUGAAGAUCCAAAUAAGAUGAAGAGAGAUAGUAGAAGAGAAAACUCUCUCCUUCGGUACAUGAGCAAUGAAAAAAUUGCUCAAGAAGAAUACAUGUUUCAGAGAAACAGCAAAAAAGACACAGGGAAGAAGUCGAAAAAGAAGGGUGAUAAGAGUAACAGCCCAACUCACUACUCAUUGCUGCCUAGUUUGCAAAUGGAUGCACUGAGACAAGACAUCAUGGGCACACCAGUGCCAGAAACCACACUGUACCAUACAUUUCAGCAGUCCUCUCUGCAGCACAAAUCAAAGAAGAAAAACAAAGGAGCUAUAGCAGGCAAGAGCAAAAGGAGAAUUUCUUGCAAGGAUCUUGGCCGUGGUGACUGUGAGGGAUGGCUUUGGAAAAAGAAAGAUGCAAAGAGCUAUUUUUCACAGAAAUGGAAGAAGUACUGGUUUGUCCUAAAGGAUGCAUCCCUAUACUGGUACAUUAAUGAAGAGGAUGAAAAAGCAGAAGGAUUCAUCAGUCUGCCUGAAUUUAAAAUCGAUAGAGCCAGUGAAUGCCGCAAGAAAUAUGCAUUCAAAGCCUGCCAUCCUAAAAUCAAAAGCUUUUAUUUUGCUGCUGAACAUCUUGAUGACAUGAACAGGUGGCUUAAUAGAAUUAACAUGCUGACUGCAGGAUAUGCUGAAAGAGAGAGGAUUAAACAAGAACAAGAUUACUGGAGUGAGAGUGACAAAGAAGAAGCAGAUACUCCAUCAACACCAAAACAAGACAGCCCUCCACCCCCCUAUGACACAUACCCACGGCCUCCCUCUAUGAGUUGUGCCAGUCCUUAUGUGGAAGCAAAACACAGCCGGCUUUCUUCCACAGAGACCUCUCAGUCUCAGUCUUCACAUGAGGAGUUUCGCCAGGAAGUUAGUGGGAGCAGUGCCGUGUCCCCCAUUCGCAAGACCGCCAGUCAGCGCCGCUCCUGGCAGGAUUUAAUCGAGACACCGCUGACAAGUUCAGGCUUACACUAUCUUCAGACUCUGCCUCUGGAAGAUUCUGUCUUCUCUGAUUCGGCAGCCAUCUCCCCUGAGCACAGGCGGCAGUCCACUCUUCCGACGCAGAAGUGCCACCUCCAGGAUCACUAUGGCCCAUACCCUUUAGCUGAGAGUGAGAGAAUGCAAGUGUUAAGCAACAAUGGCGGCAAGCCCCGAAGUUUUACUCUGCCUCGAGAUAGCGGCUUCAACCACUGCUGUCUGAACGCACCAGUUAGUGCCUGUGACCCACAAGAUGACAUCCAGCCACCAGAGGUGGAGGAAGAAGAGGAGGAGGAAGAAGAGGAAGCAGCAGGAGAAAACAUUGGAGAGAAAAAUGCAAAUAGGGAAGAAAAGUUAGGAGACUCCUUGCAAGAUUUAUACAGGGCACUGGAGGAAGCCAGUCUGUCACCACUAGGAGAACAUCGCAUUUCAACCAAGAUGGAAUACAAACUAUCGUUCAUAAAACGGUGUAAUGAUCCUGUGAUGAAUGAAAAACUGCACAGGCUGAGAAUUCUUAAAAGCACUUUAAAGGCCAGAGAAGGGGAAGUAGCCAUCAUUGAUAAAGUCCUAGACAAUCCAGACUUGACAUCUAAAGAAUUCCAACAAUGGAAGCAGAUGUACCUCGACCUUUUCUUGGAUAUCUGUCAAAACACCACCUCAAAUGACCCACUGAGUAUUUCUUCUGACGUAGAUGUUCUCACUUCCUCUCUAACACAUACUCACUCGUACAUUGAGACACAUGUGUAAGUGCAUUCUGCCUUGAGGCCAUCUAGUACCUGCUGGUACUCUGAAUAAGUAUAUAAGGUAGUUUUUUAUCAGUGUGUUGGAUACUUGACAAGCUAUACUUUAAUGUUACCAAACUAUAUGAAACAAAGCAUACAUGGUCACAUUACCACUGUCUUUAAAGAGCAUUUGUAUGUUUUAUAUGCAGUCAGUGCUCAGCUUAUGUUUACCAUGUGCAAAAUCAACUAUCUUUAAUGACUUAAAUUAACUUUUGCAGACAAUUCUGAAAACAGGUGAU
Messenger RNA from Apodemus sylvaticus (European woodmouse), 2054 nucleotides. Its product is annotated as connector enhancer of kinase suppressor of ras 2. Gene Ontology annotation, biological process: regulation of signal transduction. NCBI's taxonomy places the organism in Eukaryota, Metazoa, Chordata, Mammalia, Rodentia, Muridae. The record is from RefSeq and is a predicted model, not a curated record. The coding region runs from base 5 to 1780 and encodes 591 amino acids. The transcript is spliced from 11 exons. Gene Ontology annotation, cellular component: membrane; cytoplasm.